Messenger RNA from Amoebophrya sp. A25, 5498 nucleotides. The record is from the annotation of a GenBank genome assembly. NCBI's taxonomy places the organism in Eukaryota, Dinophyceae, Syndiniales, Amoebophryaceae.
UCCUGAUCGAGAAAGAGCCAGAAGUGUACGAAAUGUGCAAGAAUUCACAAGCAAAAGCAUAAGGCUGGGGAUUGAACGCAGUAGAUGAUCGAUCCACUUUGUCUUUCAAGGAGGGGCUUUUAUCAUAUGUUCUCGGAACGGUUGAUACCACGUCGUUUUUGUAAUUUCACGACAACAAUAACAAAGUACUUUACCACAGCGACCGCAAGAUGGUGAUACUUGCUUUCUCGUUUCUGAGUGUGUUUUCACUGGCGACGGUGCGAGCCAUGCAACCUGAUCAACACCUGUGGGCGAGAUCGUCUGCAUGUAUUACUGCCCAAACGCAGAACGCGGAGAAUAGCAGACGGAACUACAGUAAUCUUUCAUCCGGGCACGGGUCUUCUCAUCCGACUCCUGUUCUACUCCAUUCACCGACUGCUGUUCAGCCGCCCGAGUCCGAUGAGCAUGCUCGGGCUGCCGUGAGCUCUCGUCAUAGGCAUUCUGGGUCUGUGCCAGCAUCCGGAACACUUCGUCUUGUCGCUCAGCGGCGUUCUGAGGUGCUCCCGGUACCUCAGACCAUCGCUGAUGAAACGCAACACCGCCUCGUGCGGUCCGCGUCUUGCCAUACGCCUUCGACGCCGCCGCAACCUAUUGCUGGUCAGCGACAACAGCCCGUUGAGGUGACCCGGACCACAUCUGCCUCACCAGGUUCUAUCUUCGAUAAUACUCCGCCCCAGUAUAAUAGGCAGACGCGGCGCGCCUCUUGUCAUCGGCCGUGUCAGCCGAUGGCGCAGGGUGGCAAAGGUCCGAAGCCGAAUCAGAAUCAGCCCUCCUCUUGUCCGAAAAGCAGCGAGUGCGAGAGGCUAAGGACAUCAAGCGCUCGAGACCUUGGGGUUGCUGAAGAUCCAAAAGAGAACAAAAGUAUUAUGGACUACCGUUUUGACGCGCUUCCAGAUGCGUUUCCAGAUGCGUUUCCUGAUGAAGAUUCGGGCAAGGCUGACCGUGGUUGCUUAGGCGGAACGCCCCUCUCGCAACUCAUGUUUGGACUUGGCGAAAGCUCGUCUUCCAGUACGUCUCAACACGAUCACCCCCUUCUCUCGUCUGAACGCACAAAAACUGCCGAAUCUAAAAAAAAUGGAAACGCAAGCAGCGGAAUUCUUGCUCCUCCAAACCCAGGACGUGAAGUUGGAGGAGGCCUCGCCUCUUCAGAUGAAUCACGCCAUACGAAUCUAGUUUAUGGCAACCAUUUUGACACACGCAUCCUGGUCAGCUAGUACUUUCGAAAGAUAUAAAUAUUAGUACUAUAAUUAGAGUAGUUUAUAGACGCUGGGCUACGCUGGGUGGCUGGGCGGCCUCGCUGGGCACGCUGGGCGGCAACGCGAGGCACGCUGGGUGGCAACGCUGGGCACGCUGGGCGAGCGCUUGGAUAGCGCGUGGCGGACUUGAGGGCCACACAUUGAGCAUGCUGAGCCCGCGCGGCCGAUGGAUUUACUUGCGCCGCGGGGAAGCGGUGCAGGUGCAGCGCGUCCCGUGAGCACAAGCAAAGGCGGCGUGCCGCCCUCAAGGUACAGGGCAGCGCUGGCGCAGUGCUGCGCCAGUUUGCGCAGUAGCGGGCUGCGCCUGGUCUGUUCAGGCUUGCACUGCAUUGCGCUGCACUGCGCUCCUCGAUGCGUGCAAUGCUGCGCCGCUCCUGUGCACAACGGUAAACUCGCCAGCGGCGUUGGCCUUUGCCUACGCUAGACUAGCACUGCUGGCGGGGUUCUCCAGUUGGGCGCCCCGCGAUUGGAGGCGCCCAGCGUCACGCUGGGCUCAGAAUUCGGCAGAUCUGGCACAUUUGGGUCGCCCAGCGACCCAGUGUGCCCAGCGUGCCCAGCGUGCCCAGCCCAGCCCAGCCAUGUUGGGAAACCUUCUAAACUGUUCUAAUAUUUAUAUGUAAUUCAACGCUGACUUUAUGUAAUACUCGGAUCAUAAUUCUUCAUCGUGUUUUUGAAAGAGAUCAAUUCCCGUUCCUUGUUUGAAAAAGAAGUAUCUCUUUCCCUAAGAGGCGCAAAGAAGAGCUCGAGACUCAGAUUGCCGCGAACUGAGACUUGCAACUGUAGCCGCAACGAGCAGGUUUCGGGAAGAAGACGAAGAAUCAGAUCGAGCAGAGACGGCGGAGCGUAAUGCUUGGGCAUCGUUUUGGCCAAGUUCUUGGACGAGUGCUUGGUGGUCUGACAAUGAGGGAAACUCCACCUCCGGAGCGAUACCUCAGACGGGCACGACCGCACAGGAGGAGCAAACGCCAUCUGCUGCAGGAGAAUCUUCAGCCACCUGUGCUGAAAGCGCACUUGAUGCAGAUGAAAAACAAGAUGCCGGAGGUGAUAUUACUUCUGGGGAGAAAGAGAACGAACAACACUCCCGUCCGGCUGAAACACUUGGAGAUCAUGGUGGAGAAGAGCUGCGUGCCUUGUCUACGGUUAUCUUCACGAACGAUAAUAAGCGAGGAGGGGAGCACCACAACAUGCAACAUCCUGUCUCGCGUAGAUGUGUGUCCUUCUGUUCGCAACCGGUUGUCAAAGUGGAGCCGGAAGAUGCUGAAGGCGCAAGAUCCGAAAGCUCAACACACUCAAGCAGUACACAGUGUUUCUUCGAUGUUUCUCAGUUUUCGUUUCCUUCUGGAGGAGCCAUGGACGAUUGUGACAUUCAUCUGGAGCAGCAGCUUUCUGGCGCUGUUGAUGUUGAUGAUGGUCAACAUGCUGUUGAUGGUGAUGUUGAAGAUCUUAAUAUUGAUCAUUAUGGGAUGCCGCGAAGUGAAGAAGCUUGUGAAGAAGUUAAUUGCAACUAUGAGGAUGGCGGAGAUAUGCCAGCGUCGCUUCCGCAUUGUCGUCGAAGUUUUUCAGAAGGACUGUGUACUAGUGUUAUGGUCCUCCGCACAGGUUCCUUCAUUUGUUCACGGAGCACCUACCUCUACUCGGUUUUUGUACCUCCUUUGAUUCCUACGUACUCAUACAACUGAACUGAGUACUUAAGACUCAAGAUGAAAAAUGGGAACAAACCGAGACGAUGGGUCCGAGAUGAAUGAAAAUACCUGAGUGACACGCUAAACCUAGUCCACCAUGUUCCACUAUUUCCAGUAGUUGUUCUUGUGAAGAGACUCACACCGACUGGAUUGGCUUAGGAGCUUUAUGUUUGGGUGAGGAUGAAGUACCAGUAGCAGUGGAUCAAUUUCAACCACUGACGGUUCGGCGUCCAUCUUUCUUGGGGUGUCCAGAUGAAGGAGAUGACCUGCAGCGUGUAGCUCGCCCAGCAUUUUUGGGCAAGCUUCAAGAAGACGACGAGGGCGAGGGUUCCGAAAGCGUGCCGGGCGUUGUGCUCGCUGAUUCUGAUGUGCUAGCUGAUUCUGAUACACCUUCUUCUAGCACUAUGUCAACGUUGGUUGCGCUUGCCCGAAUCAAAACGGUUGCGUGCAACAAAAACGCCAACGUUUUCAAGAGUCUCUUUUUUUCAAGUGAAAUGAGUGCAGCAUUAAGUCCUUCCACGAGAUGCGCAGAAGCAAAAGUAGACAAAAUUGUACUGCAAGCAACGCAGGUGCUGAAAAGCGUGUGCGGGAACUUUCCUGACGCGUGUGAUUCACUCUUGCAAAGGACACCUGCAUCUGUUGUUGAAAUUGGAUCUCGACGUGGGGCACAUGCCAUAGCGGCUCUCGCUGUCACAACGUUCGUUCUCCUCUUGGCAACACGCAUACAAAACCCGACUUCGUCGUGCCUUGCUGCUACACCAGCCGACAAUGAGAGCAACUUCUCCGUUAUUUACAAACUUAAUUAUGAUAGUUGUCGGCGGCAUCAAGAAGAUGAAGAUCAGAGUCAAUGGUGGGAUGAACCAGCAAAACGUGGAGAUGAACAGUGUGGGCGCGCUGAACAUCUUCAAAGGCAGGCUAGAAAUGCUACUGCAAAAAGGGUUGACGAGUGCAGUGAGACGACCUGUGGCAGUGUUGACGUGUUGAGCAACGAGGGCCGUCGCGGAACAUGGGGCAUCGAAAAUACAACAGCAGCACCAAAUAGUUCAGAGCUAGGGAAUUUUUCAAGUGCCACCUCAUCAAUCUCUUCGCCUGCAGCACCUCAUAUACAAGUGGCAAGAAGAAAAAUGCAAGCUGCACAAGAUAUUGCUCAAGUACCAGCAGGACAAGAUAUCCUUCCACCUCAUGAUAUUUGUUCUGCUGCUCCACAUGGUCGUGGUGGUACAACUUCAAUACCGCGACCGCCGCAUUGGAGUACUAUUGUCAACAGAACUGCCCUUUCCGAGUACCUGGCUUAUCUUCGCGCCAUGACCUACGCGCAAGGCGCUUUGAUUUUGCAUGAGGUUGUGAAAAUGGUACAAGACGUAGCACUAGGCUUUGGCUUCUCGGUCUCCGACGUGCAGCACGCUGCAAAGCAAUUACUAGUAGAAAUCUGGCGAAGCCGGAAGACAAUCUCAGUCAGCUCCGUCACUCUCUUCAUAGUUGCAAUGGCGGUGCGUGCAGACCCGAUGCACCAGGGCUGAGAAAUCUGCUAGAAGAUAAAUUUUUAGACCCAGCAUGCAUGUUGGCGAUAUGCAUGUAUGAGUAGCACUAGCAUUAGCGCCAUAUCCAUGCAUAUAAUGUGUAUGAUUAGUUUGAAUUGGAGGAGAUGAAUACGAUCAGCAUCACGUUUGCCAUGUAUCACACUUAAUAUCAAAACUAGAACCAAGCAUGUUUUUGCAAACACAACAUUCAGUUUCAACGCAUAUUUGUAGAACAGGGGUCGAUAUGAUUACCUCCAGUACUAUUAUGUAAUAAUUCUUGCUUCCCCGUCUAGUGGUGCUGCUUCUGCUCAUCAUAUUCAUACUACCAUGUAGUUCUUGAAGUUUUCUUGUCGUUUGUGUGCACGCACAUGCAUGCGUAAGAUGAGAACAUAAGGGGAGCUCGAACUCCUUGAUAUGAUAGUACACUCCUCAGUAUUGAUAACCCACAAAGAUGUUGAUGUUCUUUUUUGUGACAUCAGUAACUACUAAGCCACGUCGGGGCCGCUUCUAAACACAGCUAAAGAAGAAAUAACCGUAAGUCUUGAUCACGAUUCACCAACAUAUCGAAUCAAGCAAGUGUAAUAUUAAUACCAGCACAACCUUUCAACUUCGCUAUAUAUAAUAAGAUUGGAGAUUCAGCCAAGCGAAGUCUUUAUACGAUGGCACAAGUUAUGUGCACUCCAUAGAAAAACCUAAACCAUAGAUUAGAGUAUCCAGAGAUGGCACCUCGUUUUCGUUGUUAUCAUCUUUAUGUCAGAGAGCUCUGCAAGAACCAAGAAGUAUUGUAACGAUCAUUCUGUUGUUGCACAGAAGAAAUCAAAACAGUAUAGCAGAAGAAACAUCAGAUGCAUAGCGUGAUUUUUUUUCUAGUAGCAUGAAAAUAGCCUUUCAUCAUGUCAUAGUGUGUUCAUCCCAUCUUCAACAUGAAAUGUCUGAUCAUGUCCAUUAUGUUGUGGUCACAGUUGCAUGUUGGCUACGGCCUUCCGCCGACUCCUCUGACG